Molecule: messenger RNA, 2010 nt
Organism: Neoarthrinium moseri
Lineage: Eukaryota; Fungi; Ascomycota; Sordariomycetes; Amphisphaeriales; Apiosporaceae
Exons: 3
Coding region: 1-2010 (669 amino acids)
Biological process (GO): protein phosphorylation
Molecular function (GO): ATP binding; protein kinase activity
Source: RefSeq, a predicted model, not a curated record
AUGUCAGGUCCGAUAGACAACCCAUAUUCGCAAAUUGGCGUUUUCCUCCCGUGGGCCUCGACCGAGACGCAAUGGGCAGUCAACGAGAAGGUUUACGACUAUGGCUUCAUGCUCGUAAAGAUUAUCAAAUAUGGUAUAUACAUAGUACAAUCGUUGUACGACGGCCAACUCUAUGUGAAUAAGCUGGUACAACGUGGCUCGGGCGAGAUGCACAAUGGUGGGGACUUCCACAACGAGGGCCAUCCUCCAGAUAUCCGGAAUUCUACAUGGCCACGGAAUCGUAGAGCUGGUGUAUCGCAAGCUGGAUAUCUUGGGCACGAGCGACAUUUCGUGCACUUAGACAUCUGGCAGCAACUGGACGAUGACACUUAUUCAAUGUAUUUUCAGCAUUGCAACGGUGGCGACCUGGGAAGCGUAAUCGACCAGCAUGCUUACCAUGGUGUUCGCAUACCGGAACAUUUCAUAUGGCAUGUAGCUGCCGAAUUGGGCGAGGCGCUCGCCUAUAUGUACUUCGGUCGGCGCAAAGGGGUUCAUGGCGCACGCGGCAACCGUCCAAACUGGACUCGCAUAUACCACAGAGAUAUUGCCCCGAAUAAUGUUAUGGUCCACUACCCAGACUCAAAGACCCGGGUUAGCAAGUGGAAGGGUCGUUUGACUGAUGCUUUCCCACAAAUUGUGCUCAUUGAUUUUGGCGAUUCGACGCAAGAGGGUGAUGACAUUGCGACAAUUCGUAAUGGCAUUUGGGCUGCCAGAGACGAGCUAGAGGUUCCUACUCCGUAUGAAGACGUCUAUCCCUACAGCCAAGUACUGCGGAAAUUAUGUAUGGCUCAUGUAUCUCGAGACGCCUAUAAUGAACACGAUCAACCUGAGAACCUGAGGCUAGCAGCUGUGAAUGGUAUGGGGGAUGGCACUCCUUAUUCUGACCUCCUGAUCAAUACGCUGCAACGCUUUGAAUAUGCAAACCAGGAAAAUGAUUGGGUCGAUUUCAGCCAGGAGCUGCGUGAUGGAGUGCCAAGCAUUGACUGGGUUUGCGACACACUGGUCCCCUUGGCCCGACGAGAGGUCGCAAGAUGGAAGCUCAUGAACCCAGAGACUCCGGGCGAAACCCUUGCAGAGAGUCUGGACAUGUCAUGGACAAAGCCAAAAGUUCUGAUGCCUUUCACGUGCGACCAUAGGACGAAUGAAGGCAUUGACAACUUCAACUCGCUAGCCAGUCUCGCCGUCUGGGAACAUCUCCGGCCAAAACAUGAACUCCGGAGGGCCGAGAUAGGAGCCGUAACGGAACUGAAUGCCUGGGGCCCGACAGCUGCAACAGCCAUUCUGGGUACGCCCGUGGAAGCCAUGGAUUCGUUUGAUUAUCGGAAGCUGAAUGUAUCAUCCCGCCCAAGACGUGAUUUCGAAAGAAAAGCUACCGAGCUGAUCUAUGUUCUACAAGGGUUGUCGGCCCACGAAGCUCAACGACUCAAUGGCGACGACCCUCCAUCUGAUGAUGACGAAGGGCCCGAUCAUGGUCGGAGGUUUGAGGAUCCCCCUCUCAAUUAUGAUCCCAGGAGGAACACCGAAAAGCAUCGACUGUUAAGGCACUUCAAUAUGGCUGUCGCUAAACUCGGCAAGGCUGCUUCCGACUACGACAGGAAACGGCAAAACAUCAGGGCGAUGGCUCGCGGCCAGCACAACCAGCUGCCGGAUGAUAAGAGGGAUGAUCCUGUGAAUGCACUUGACUCGACCGAUGACGGGCAUAGUAUAGCAGAAAUCGUCGACGCUCUGUACCCUGACGAAGACCCACCAAGAGACGAUCCUUUCGACGACCCUCGUGAGACUUGGCCUUAUGUGCCCAUGGAAGGGGACGAUGGAGAUGAUAAUGGAGGCGACGACGGAGGGGACGAUGGAGAGGACGAUGGAGAGGAUGAUGGAGGGGAUGAUGGAGGGGGUCAUGGAGGGGGUCAUGGAGGGCACGGUGAAGGUGAUGCAUCUAAUGAUACAAUGGAUGUAGAUCAGGAUGACGGCUAG